GACGAGAAGGCAGUGAUUUUUGAAAACGUGCAAGCGUUUACGUUCAACCAACUGGAUGUGGCCACCGAUCGCUUCCAUCCAUCCAAAAGGAUCGGAGAAGGUGGUUUCGGUUCCGUUUACAAGGGUAGGUUAGAGGACGGGAGAACGGUGGCAAUAAAAGUCCUGUCAGCGGAGUCAAGGCAAGGAGACCGGGAGUUCAUGUCCGAGCUGGCAACCCUGUCCCACAUCACCCACGACAACUUGGUCCACCUCAUCGGCGGCUGCGUCGACGGGCCACGUCGGAUGCUGGUCUACGAGUACAUGGACAACGGCAACCUGGCCCAGAACCUGCUGGACAACAAGACCACACUGCUGAGCAGCUGGGAGGUGAGAAAAGGAAUCGCGCUGGGGAUUGCUGCGGGCCUGGCCUACUUGCACGAGGAGAUCCAUCCACGCAUAGUCCACCGCGACAUCAAGCCCACCAACAUCUUACUGGACCUGGACCUCAGGCCCAAGAUCUCGGACUUCGGGCUGUCCAAAUUCUUCCCCGACGACAUCACCCACAUCACCACCCGAGUCGCCGGCACAUUAGGGUACCUCGCGCCGGAGUACGCAAUCAGCGGGCAUCUGACGAGGAAGCUGGACGUGUACAGCUUCGGCGCAUUGCUGCUUGAAAUCGUGAGCGGGAAAAAGGUUGUGGACUUUGAUCAAACACUUGGUGAGCAGUACUUCCUCGUGGAGAGGGCGUGGAAGCUCUACAAAUCCGACCGACUAGUUCAACUGGUGGAUCCCGUAUUGAUGAAGGAUGACGGGAAUGUCGAAGAAGCAGAGAGAUUCCUCAGAGUUGCUCUGCUUUGCCUUCAGCAGAAGAGCAUCCUGCGUCCCACGAUGUCGGCGGCUCUGAAAAUGAUGAAUGCGACGACGGCGUCGGAUGAGGGAGGUGGCGUUGUGGUGGAGAUUAUGGAGCCCGGGCUGAUCGGAGACUUCAUGGCCGUCAAAAUCGGCCGCCGCCAACAAGACAAUAAGCAGCAGAGUUCCACCACUACUACGACCACAGAAGGAGCUGCCAGUGUUUUGUAA
Molecule: messenger RNA, 1059 nt
Organism: Linum tenue
Lineage: Eukaryota; Viridiplantae; Streptophyta; Magnoliopsida; Malpighiales; Linaceae
Source: the annotation of a GenBank genome assembly